AUGGAAGACGCCAGAGCACCAGAGCCUGAUGGCACAGCGGUGGCGGAACCACUUGAGCCGCUGCAGCGUGGUGAGGCUGUCAUUUUUGGGGAAGGCCGACAGGGUGUUAUCACGCGGGCCUAUGUCCUAGAGGACAAGUACGCUGUCCGAGCGGAUGGCGCAGCUCGAGAGGUCAAGGGGCCCAACAACAGCUUUUUCUAUUUCAAGCGCCAGGACCUUCAACGCGUCUUGCCGCUGAACGGGGGAGGUAUGGACACGUUUGCCGAACUGGCAUCGAAUGGCGAGCCUCCAGAAAAGAAGCCGCGGCUUGAACCUACAGAGGCACCGUUGGCAGUCCCCACAGGUCCUCCUCGGUUUGAGGGUCGCGUUAAGUGGUUCAGCAAAGAGAAGGGCUUUGGCAAGAUUUUGCCAAGUGCAGCAGCUGGCCAGUUGGUCGACGAGGUGUUUGUCCACAAGAGUCGCUUUGAGGGAGGACCAGAGGGACCUCAUGCGCAGGCAGUCUCCGAAGGGGUUUUGGUCACCUACGAAGUGAUCACUUCUCAAGUUGACGGGAAGCCGACUGCGUGCAACGUGCAGGUUGCAGGAGUGCGAUCCGCAUCUGCACCUGACAAGAACGCAGGACAGAAGGAUGCCCUUAUCCGCAAGCUGCUGAUAAACGGCAUGCAGAUUGGCACUUUCCAGGAAAAAGGCGUUGGGAAGCCUCACAUGGAGGAUCGCUUGAUCAUCCGGGCCGGGAUUCCGGUGGAGUCAGUUGGCGCUGGCUGCAAGAAGACUGUCGUCUCCUUGUUUGGCGUUUUCGAUGGUCACUCUGGUGCAUCUUGCAGUGACUUCGUCGCCACAAACUUGGACCGCGUGGUGUUCGAGUGUAUCCGUCACCAGAACAAGAGGGAGGUCAAUAGCGAUUUGGCCAUGCGAUCUGCCCUGCUAGCAGCUUUCCGUACAACGGAACACAAUUUCUUCCAGUACGCGAACAGGCUUGAUGCAGGACCUGCAGCAGCAUGGACGAAUGCAGGAAGCACAGCUUGUACUUGCACGUUCUACGGUCCAGAUGAGGAUGGUCGCUUGCGUUUGGCAGUGGCCAACGCUGGGGAUAGCCGUGCCGUACUGGGCCGGAAGGAUUGCAGAGCAGUUCGGCUGUCCGAAGAUCAUACGCCCGAUGUACCUGGUGAGCGCAAGCGUAUUGAGAAUGAAGGUGCAGCUGUAGUGCAAGCCAGCGGCAUUUGGAGAAUUGUGUUGCCUAGCAAGAAAGGUACUGGACUUGCUGGUUUGUCAGUGUCGCGUGGAUUCGGAGACAUUGAAUACAAGACGGGCACCAACGUGGUGAGCGCUGUGCCCGAUGUUUUCUUGUCAGCGCUAGACUUGCGUGAGGACUGCUUCGUGGUCAUAGCCAGCGACGGAGUUUGGGGUCCGGUCUCGGACGGUGAGGCCGUGAGGAUCGUGGCCGGGGCAUUGCGCGAAGGUGGAGAGGCCGGCGGGAACCCCAAACAGCAGGAACUAUGUAUGUUACUCAAUUUGUGUUCUUGCUUCAUACAGUAA
This is a messenger RNA of Symbiodinium pilosum, 1536 nucleotides long. Lineage: Eukaryota; Dinophyceae; Suessiales; Symbiodiniaceae. The record is from the annotation of a GenBank genome assembly.